AAAAUAAUAAGUAGGCUAUAAUUUAGUAUAAUUUCAAUAUGGAUGUCUUUUUAAUGAUUCGGCGAAAAAAGUUAACCAUCUUUACAGACGCCAAAGACACUACGACUGUUCUAGAGUUGAAGAAAAUGAUAGAAGGCAUACUAAAGGUGCCCCCACCAAGUCAGAUGUUAUUCAACAAGGAUAGUCAACUUAUGGAGGAUGAGAAGACUCUUGCGGAAUAUGGACUUACAUCGGCCACAGCUAAAGCUCAAUCACCUGCACCUAUCGGACUGGCACUAAGGAAAGAAAACGGAGAAUUUGAAGCCCUGGAUCUGACCCCGUACUCAGCACCACCUGAUCUACCUGAUGUUAUGAAGUCACAGGAAACUAAUGGUCAAGAACAGAUGGAUCAACACUAAACAGCUCGGCAACGUCUCGGACUCCAACACUAACAACGUAUCGACUGUACUAAAGUAAUAUUCAAAGUUCCGGCGCAGACAUCGUCGCCACAUCGUGACUCACUCGAUACAAUUUGCAUCAACAUAUUUUGUUAAUGUUUUAUCAAUUAAUUUGUGUUCGAUUUUAACACGAUUCUACACAGUU
Papilio xuthus (Asian swallowtail) is the source of this 582-nucleotide messenger RNA. It is a transcript of the gene EloB, whose product is annotated as transcription elongation factor elongin B. Gene Ontology annotation, biological process: transcription elongation by RNA polymerase II. Gene Ontology annotation, molecular function: protein binding. The coding region runs from base 39 to 398 and encodes 119 amino acids. The transcript is spliced from 5 exons. The record is from RefSeq and is a predicted model, not a curated record. Gene Ontology annotation, cellular component: VCB complex; elongin complex. Lineage: Eukaryota; Metazoa; Arthropoda; Insecta; Lepidoptera; Papilionidae.